This is a messenger RNA of Desarmillaria tabescens, 1054 nucleotides long. Its product is annotated as uracil-DNA glycosylase-like protein. Lineage: Eukaryota; Fungi; Basidiomycota; Agaricomycetes; Agaricales; Physalacriaceae. Gene Ontology annotation, biological process: base-excision repair, AP site formation. The transcript has 9 exons. The coding region runs from base 37 to 1005 and encodes 322 amino acids. Gene Ontology annotation, molecular function: uracil DNA N-glycosylase activity; pyrimidine-specific mismatch base pair DNA N-glycosylase activity. The record is from RefSeq and is a predicted model, not a curated record.
GGUUUCUGACCGAUCCAUCGGGCGACUCAUCUCAAAAUGGAGGAAGGCUCACUUCCCGAAGGCACACAGCAGGCCGUCACCACAUUUCGUGAAUCUAUAGCUCAAUUUUCUUGCAAACUGGAACCCCCGACUAGCCCUGUUCCUGUCCUUCGUCGGUCGUCUCGUCGACCUGUCCCACGGCGAUCUUAUACUGAGCUCGAAGACACCACACCUAAAGAGCCUCUAGAAAAGAAGCGACUAUUCCGUAAACUUGAUCAUGGUCUGGACCAGAAAAAAGUUUUCCUCAGAAGAUCGCCUGCUUCGCCGCCCAAAAAAAAACUGAAACGGGGUCUUGCACCUCCAGAAACUUACGCACACCUUCAUCUUCUCCCGGACUAUCUUCAGCUGCAUCUUGAUAUUGUCUUUUGCGGCAUCAAUCCAGGCCAGAAGUCGGCCGAGAUUGGGCAUCACUUUGGACACCCAACAAAUCACUUCUGGACUGGUCUACACGCAGGAGGAUUAACAUCCUCAAAGCUACCUCCUACCGAGGACUUCACAUUACCCGAACUAUAUAACAUUGGACUAACGAACCUUGUCGACAGACCAACAGCCGAGCAAAGCGAGCUGUCAGAAGCCGAAAUGCGCACAGCCGUCCCGGCAUUCCUAGCGAAGAUUGCUCGGUAUCGUCCCCGUAUUGUCUGCUUCGUUGGAUUAAGUAUCGCAGGGACGGUACAACAUUGUGCAGUCCCAAGGAAGCAUAGAACCGCAAAAGUGAUGCCGGGUCUAAUGUCCUUCAAACUGGUUUACCCGAAACAAGAAGACACGAAGAAUGUAGAUCCUAUCUCCGAGACCUUGUUUUUCGCGAUGCCCAGCACUUCUGCGAGGGUAACUCAGUACCAGGCAAACGAGAAGGUUGAAAUUUUCGCUGACUUGAAGAGAUGCCUAUGCCAAGUCAAAACGUCGAGUUUGGACUGCAGUUCUAUGGUUGCAAUCGACCCGAAACUGUUUUCCGUUGACAAACUCUAGAACUAGCUUCUGGUUUCUCAAUGAUUCCGUUGGCAAGUGGUUCAAUAUC